Messenger RNA from Penaeus chinensis, 1403 nucleotides. RefSeq names its product DBH-like monooxygenase protein 2 homolog. Bases 1113 to 1403 code for a protein of 96 amino acids. Gene Ontology annotation, cellular component: secretory granule membrane. Gene Ontology annotation, biological process: dopamine catabolic process; norepinephrine biosynthetic process; octopamine biosynthetic process. The record is from RefSeq and is a predicted model, not a curated record. The transcript is spliced from 2 exons. Gene Ontology annotation, molecular function: dopamine beta-monooxygenase activity; copper ion binding. Lineage: Eukaryota; Metazoa; Arthropoda; Malacostraca; Decapoda; Penaeidae.
CUCUGUCUCUGUCUUUGUCUCUGUCUCUCUCUCUCUUUCAUCCUCUCUCUUUCUCUCACUCUAUCUCUCUUCCAUCUGUCUAUUUAUCUAUUAUACAAACACUUACGCGCAGACAAAUUUACUGUGAGUUCAUGUAAUUUCGAUUUUCUGCACGAAAACGCAAGAAAAAAAAAAUCCUUUCUUCCCCCCAACAGACUUAUGACCCAAAUCGAGACAAAAAGAAAGAAGAAGAAGAAGAAGAAGAGAAAAAAAAGAAAAAAAAAACACUAACUCUUUUUUUUAUAUAUAUACUAAAACAAAAAAAAAUGAUUCACCGAUAAAUAACCAAGUCUUUAAACUUAUGCCCUCCCUCAAAAAAAAAAAAAAAAAAAAAAAAAAAAAAGGUGAAUAAGAGGCAGAUAUAAGUGUUUAUUUUCCUCCUGACUUAUCCCCUUUGAUUCAAUGGCGGCUACAAGACAUCUUUUGAAGUAGCUUGAGGACGGCCAGUUAGAGUCUGCCAGGUGUGUUGAUGCUGAGUUAAUCUUCAUAUUAAUAAAGGUAAUUAAAUAAAGUGAUUGUCUGUGAAACAAAAAAAAAAAUGACAAUGUAAUUCGUUGAUUCGGUUGUUUCUUCAUUUUAUUUGUUUGUUUGUCUCUUUCAUUUGUUUGGUAUUCUAACUGGCCGAUUCCCAACUUCUUUAUAAAAAAACAACAAAAAAACGAAGUGUUAAAAUGAAUUUCUUUGCCUUUCGUCACUGAUGUUAAAAUCUCAACUUUUUAACCGACUUAUCAUUUCUUUGUUUUCUUCUUUCUUUCGUUCUUUUUUUUUGGUAGACCGUCAUAAUAAACAAAUGUAUAAAUUAUCAAACUUCCUCUGACUCUAAAUACAUUAUGUAGUCUAAAUCAAUAAACGAGCUAAAACAAAACAAAAACAUGUAAACCCUCAACGAAAAAAUAGUGAAGUGGGCAGGAAAGACGCAGAGAGAGAGAGAGAGAGCGAGAGAGAGAGAAAGAAAAGAGAGAGAAAGAGAAAGUUUAUAGUAAUCAUAGUACUACUAAUAAUAGUAGACAAGAAAAUUGAAACAAGAGAAGUGAAGCAAAUCCCCAUUACCACGAGGCCAACCAACAACUAAAAUGCAACUCCCAGAGGUAUUGUUACUUAUGUGUGUGACGUGGUGUCGGUGGCUCUCGUCGUACGGCUGGCAGCAAGAAGCAUGGUUGGACGAAGCCGGCAACAUCAUGUUGUACUGGACAGCAGACGUCAAGAAGAAUGUUCUUAUGGUAGAAAUUCAGGGCCGGACUCAGGGCUACGUGGCCCUUGGCAUCUCCCGCACGGGCACGAUGGCGGGCGCGGAUCUACUCAUCGGGUACCUGGACCAGGAGGGCGAGCCGCAUGUGCUGGUGAGUACCUGGAGCUGUGUCUGA